Messenger RNA from Juglans regia (Persian walnut), 661 nucleotides. Its product is annotated as protein SPIRAL1-like 3. Gene Ontology annotation, biological process: cortical microtubule organization. The record is from RefSeq and is a predicted model, not a curated record. The transcript is spliced from 3 exons. The coding region runs from base 129 to 455 and encodes 108 amino acids. Gene Ontology annotation, cellular component: cortical microtubule, transverse to long axis. Lineage: Eukaryota; Viridiplantae; Streptophyta; Magnoliopsida; Fagales; Juglandaceae.
GUCGAUGAGAACCACUAUAUUUACAACUUGUUUGCUUUGCAUUUUGCUUCGCAUUCUCUGUUUGCUUCGCUUCAGGUUUUGGUGUCCCAAAACCGAAGUUUAGAGUAUCUGACUGAAAUUGGGAGGAAAUGGGUCGGGGUGUCAGUGCCGGCGGUGGACAGAGUUCUUUGGGUUACCUAUUUGGAACAGGAGAGACCACUAACAAUACCCAAGUUGCUCAGAACCAAGAGCCAGCAACAAAAAAUGGGCCUUCACUAAAGACUGCUGCUGCUUCACAACCAAUCGAUAAGCAGAUUCCAGCAGGUGUUCAGGGGCAUCUUACAAACAAUUACUCCCGGGCUGAUGGGCAGAACUGUGGCAACUUUAUUACGGAUCGGCCUUCAACCAAAGUUCACUCUGCCCCUGGUGGUGGAUCUUCGCUGGGGUACCUCUUUGGUGGUAGUGGUGGGAACUGAUGUCUUUGAUCCUCGUGAAUGCAUCAGUCGUGCACUAUGAGCUGAUAUGUUUUAUUAUUGUUAAAAUAAGUAUCUCUUUUAUGAAAAAAAAUGUACUUUGUCCUUGGGCAGUGUAGAAUUGUCUGGAUGGAAUUUAUGUGGCUGGACAUCCUUUGAUUUGAAAAAAUAGAAGAAGAAAAAACAGAGGUCGGGGAUUUUAUAUCAAA